Molecule: messenger RNA, 2105 nt
Organism: Ruditapes philippinarum (Manila clam)
Lineage: Eukaryota; Metazoa; Mollusca; Bivalvia; Venerida; Veneridae
Product: G-protein coupled receptor 54-like
Exons: 2
Coding region: 305-1474 (389 amino acids)
Biological process (GO): G protein-coupled receptor signaling pathway
Cellular component (GO): plasma membrane
Molecular function (GO): G protein-coupled receptor activity
Source: RefSeq, a predicted model, not a curated record
UAUCGCAUUCGGCGAUGCAAGUCGUCAUUAUUUGAAAAUCGGAAAAACAGAGCAAACAGACGUUCGUUUUCAGAAGUAUAGGAAAAAGCAAGAAAAGUGUUUGGUGGAGGCGGUGUUAACAAGAAAGUGUGUAACUGUGAAAAAAUAUUUUCAAUAAAAUGUUAAAGUGAAAUUAUCGUGCCUUCCCUUCUGAUAUAUUUGAAUUCUUUGUAAUCCAUUCAUAGCUCUUUAACAAAAAGAGAUUCUUUUCGAUGGAAUAGAAAAAAUGGAAAUGAUUUGAAUUUAAAAAAGAAUAAUAUGCAAAAUGAUUUCAAAUACAAGCAAUAUUUCAUUUGACAAUUUAACAGAUAAACUAUUUCAACAGGAAACUGAAUUUCAGCAUACCCCGGAUUACAUGACAGUGUAUUUGACGAUAGUAAAUGUGUUGAUUUUAUGCGUUGGCUUGUUUGGAAAUACCAUGGUUAUAAUGGUUGUAUGUCGCGUCCGGGAAAUGAGAAAUCCAACAAACUACUUUCUUUUCACGUUAAGUAUUGCUGACUUUUGCGUUCUGCUUGUAUGCCAACCUGUUGCAGUGAUGGAGUUCUAUGCCAAGGAGAUAUGGUACCUUGGUCAUUUUAUGUGUAAAUUGGUUCCUCUGCUUGAAAAUGGAAUGCUUCAUGUUUCAAUACUGACGAUGAUUGCUAUGACGACGGAACGUUUCUACUCCAUUAUCUACCCGUUUAGAAAUCUCUCCAAUUGCUCCGAGACCUCCACAGUUAAAAUCAUUUUUGCUCUGUGGAUUAUAGCGUUUAUCUGUACCUCGCCUUUCUUGCUGAUAACAACAUUAGAAGAUGCUACAUUUUAUGACGGAACUCACGUGAAAGUUUGUCGAACUAUAGUUCGUUUACUGUGGCAUAAAGUCUUUAUUGUAGCAAACAAUAUAGCGUUUUUCGUUAUCCCGUUUUUUGUUCUGAUAUAUAUGUAUUCGAGAAUUAUCAAGAGACUUAUGUCUGAUAGGCUUUCAAUAAUAAUGUCAAACGACAUAAGUGCCAGAAUAACACUUCAAGCCCGGAAACAAGUAGUAAGGACUUUGAUUCUCAUAAUGAUUUUGUUCUUUGUAUCGAUGUGUCCUUUAAGAGUAGUGACUCUUUGGCAAAUCUUCACACCAGUGUCAGAACUUGAUAACAUUGGAAUAGAAGCAUACUAUAACAUCAUGUGGUUUGCAAGAUGUAUGAUGUACCUCAACAGUGCUGGAAACCCUGUCAUCUAUAGUUUAUCAUCAACAAAAUUCAAGAUGGCUUUUCGUAGGGUUUUAAGUCAAUGCAGACCUUGCACAUUAACAACACGUCCUUCUCCACCAACAACAAAGGUUCUAUACAGGGCAUCAAAAACGAAGCAAGGCUCCAGUAAUGACGGUCAUGAAUAUAUUCACCGUGAAACAAAUGGAACUAAUUAUACACGGAAUGGUGAUCUAGAGCUCAGAUUGUUAUCUUAAUAAUAGCAGUUAAAACAGUGUGAUCAUAAAAGUGGUUUUAAAUGAGCCAUAACGGAAAGCCACAAUAAAAAUAAUCAUAAUACAUAAAAGGGAUUGAUGGGUUAGAUCACUGUAAAGUUCAUCUUGUUCCGUUUAUAAAUAGAAAGAAAUAUAAGAAUAACUUCAAACAAAUAUUUUUGGCAAAUAAAAUCAUGUUACUGCAUCUGCGUACGGCUAGCUGUUGUGUCAUACUUAUGCGGACGUUUUUUGUGUCGUUAGUAGUAAAUUCACACACACACGCACGCACGCACACGCACACACACACACAACUUUAAAACAGAAAACUGUGUAAAUAUGUAUAUUCCAGAAACUGCAGAAAUCACUAUUAGGCCGUGGGUCAGUGCACCCAAAGAAAUUCUGUACACUAUGAUUUUCUAAAAUCAUUUCUUGUGGGGUACAUGCUCUUGUUUUCUGCUAUCUGACUAAUUGGCAUUAGAAAGAUAUGACGAAAAAAAAAUUACAUGCACCUACCUUUUUAUACAAAAUAUUGACAAAGGGAAAAUGACAAAGUUUCACUGACCAUAUAUCUUCAGGUAUUGCUGUAAAUUAUCAGAUAAAAAGACAUUUAUUAAAAAUUAAUUCAUACUGUCGA